UUUAAAACGAUGAAACACGAGAGAAAAAAGAGAGAGAUCUGGUCGGGGAGGGAAGAAGAAAGAAGGUAAAGGGAAAUGGUAAACCCUAUCCCAAACUUUGCGAGGAACAUUUGGGGAAAAUGGAACAUUCAGGGUGUUGUUCUUGUGAGUCUGACCAUGCAGAUAGUUCUGAUCUUCAUAGCUCCUUUCAGAAAACGCUCGAGAAAUACGUUGUUGGUGUCGUUGCUUUGGUUCACGUAUCUUGUUGCAGAUGUCACUGCGGACUUCUGUGUUGGCCUCAUCUCCAACAAAUACGGUGAUAAAGACACGGCAGUUUCCACCAUCGAUGAUUACUUGCGCGCGUUCUGGACACCGUUUCUGCUGCUGCACUUGGGUGGCCCUGACACCAUUACUGCUUUUUCUCUCGAGGACAAUGAACUUUGGCUCAGGCACAUGCUUGGACUCACGGUGCAGGUAUGCCUAACAGGUUACGUGUUCCUGCUGACACUUCCUGAAAACACGUUAUGGAUCCCUACAGCCCUAGUUUUCAUGGCAGGGGUCAUAAAAUUUGCAGAAAGAACUCGUUCUCUGCAACUUGCAAGUGCUGACAACUUCCGACAAUCUAUGAUUCAAAAUGCUGAUCCAGGUCCCAACUAUGCAAAGCUCAUGGAGGAGCUCAAAUCUAGACAGGAAGCAGGACUUCCAGCACAAAUAGUAACCAUGCCAGAAAUCUCAGAUCAAUUUAUGGAGUUUGAUGAGCUAGACCAAAUUCCUGCCAAACCAGAUGAUCCACACACCAAGACACCUUCUACAGACGAAACUGAUGGCCAAACUGAUGGCAAUAACCCUUUCAAACAACCUCAACUCAAAGAAGCACCCAAUAGUGCCAACUCACAACCAGACACUCCCCGGAGUCUCCCUCCUGAAGAGGGAAAUUCUUCACCUCAGAGCGAUUUCGACGAAAAGCUAUCGGAUUUGGAAGUAAUGAAGGGUGCUUAUGACUACUUCAACAAAUUCAAAGGGCUCGUUGUUGACAUGAUCUUCAGCUUCCAGGAACGCAAUGAGAGUCGAACUUAUUUGGUCCAAAGAACAGCAGUGGAUGCUUUGAGGGUGAUAGAGGUUGAACUCAACUUCCUCUACCAAACUUUCUACACCAAGACAACCAUCAUAGAGAGCUGGUUAGGGCUUUCCUUUCGAUUUCUGUCCAUUGCUUCAGUCGUUGCAGCUUUGGUUGUUUUUAUUUAUGAGCAAAAGAGGGGUUGCGAACCCUUUGAUGUUACAGUCACCUACAUAUUGUUGUAUGGUGCUGUAUCCUUGGAAGUCGUCUCCAUUAUCAUGUUCAUUUUCUCUGACUACUCAUUUGCAGUAUUGUACUCUCACGCCUCUCAGAAAACCAGUGAUCCAGAUAGUGGCACUGGAGUUGCCAAGGUAACAACCAAACUAGCCAACAAUUUCAGUUGGGUUCUGAAGCUUAAGAAACCCAAAUGGACAAAACACAAGGAUAACAAGCCAAAAUGGUUCAAAAAUAAGGAAUAUGAAGUGUUGAAAAGAUUCGUACUGUUUCGUAGAUGGUCUGAAACCAUCUCGGCAUUCAACUUGAUAUCGCAUUGCUUACAGAAGAAGAAAAAAUGGUGGGAUUGGGUGAUCGACAAAAUUGGAGUCGAAGAGUUUGUGGAAAAAUGGAAGUAUGAGAAGAAGAGGCCAAUGCUUCAGAAGCUUUGGAUUUUUAUAUUUAACGAGUUGAAAAGAAAAUCUUGGGAUGCAGAAGAUGUUGAAACUAUUCAAAGAAUAUGUUCCUCCAGAGGUGAGUGGGUUAUCCAGGAAGGUGAUCUAUCACGAAAAGAUCUGAACAAGUUGAUGCGUUAUGUGGAACGCAACGAAGUCACCUUUGAUGAGUGCCUAAUUCUGUGGCACAUUGCCACUGACCUCUUGUUCUUUGAAGAUGAAGAUGAGAAGCGAGAAAAGAAAGAGGGGCAACACGAAAAUGAUGAGAAGCUAAAGAAAGAGAAUAAUGAUCAAGAUCUGGAGCAAGGAAAUCGUGAUGAUGAUGAUGAUGAAAAUGGUGAUAAAGAGGGGCAAAACGAAAAUGAUGAGCAGAAAAAGAAAGAAAACAAUGGUCAAGAUAUAGAGACAGGGAAUCAUGAUGAUGGUGAAUAUGGUAGAAAGAAAGAAAAUAAUGGUGAAGAUCUCAAGCAAGGAAAUGAUGGUGAUUGUGAAUAUGAUGAUACUGAACUGAGGCAUUUUAGCAAGCUUUUGUCGGAUUACAUGUUGUACCUCUUGAUCAUGCAACCUAGCAUGAUGUCUGCUGUUAGGGGAAUUGGGCAGAAAAGAUUCCUAGACACGCGUGAAGAAGCCACUAACUUCUUUAGCAAGAGGAAAAGUAUUGCUGCUGGAGAAAUGAGAAUGAAAAUGAAAGAAGAGGGAGAAAAAGAAAGAAAGAGACGGCUUGAAAAAAGGAACACUAUGAGGACCAGAUCGAAUUGGCUUCUCUAUCAGGCAAGGGUGAAGUGCGAGAAGCUUGGAGAAUUCAUUCAGUUCAUCAAAAGGGUGUUAAGUGGCACUCGGUUUGGUCGAAUUCUUUGCAAAGAAAAAGAGGAGAAUGAAGAUUCAGAGAGUAAAAUGCAGGAGGCAUGCGAGGCACUGGCCAGUGUGUCUGUUGAAUAUGAACCCUCUGCUGUGAAGGGAGAUAGGAGCAAAUCUUUGUUAUUCGAUGCGUGUAAAUUGGCGACAGUUAUAAACGGUUUGAAAGGGACGAACAAAUGGAAACUGAUGGCACAAGUAUGGGUGGAAUUAUUAUCAUAUGCAGCAGCAAAUUGCAUACCAAUCACUCAUGUCCAACAACUUAGUAAAGGUGGAGAAUUCCUUUCCCUUGUUUGGCUAUUGAUGACUCAUUUAGGGCUAGCCAAGCAGUUUCAGAUCAAGGAAGGCCAUGCAAGGGCAAAAUUGGUCGUAAGUGAAGAAUAUGAGGAGAAAAAAAAUGAGACCAAAAGUACCUAAAGCAAUAACUUCACUGUAACUUGUUGCUUCUUUUUUCUUAUUCUAAGACUAGAACAUGUAAGCCCUUCUUUAUUUUUUUACUUUCAUUUUUUACUUCGUAGUUUAGUGUGAUUUAUUGAUUCUUUAAAAAAAAUAUAGUUAUUUAUUAAUCAAUGGUCCACACUAAACUAUGUCAAAAAGUAAAAUAUGAGAGUAAAAAAUAGGAAUCAUAGUGUCAUUAUCCUAUUUUCUUUGUGUAUGUGGUAUCAAACAGUUACUUUUUUUCUUUGAAUUACGUAGUCAUUUUUGGUAGAUAAAUAAAGUCACAAUAGAAAGAAUGAUUUUAUAGAACUACAAGUUCUGGAGUAAAAUUUGUAAUAUAAAUGUG
Molecule: messenger RNA, 3343 nt
Organism: Vigna unguiculata (cowpea)
Lineage: Eukaryota; Viridiplantae; Streptophyta; Magnoliopsida; Fabales; Fabaceae
Source: RefSeq, a predicted model, not a curated record